ACUCCAUGCUUAAUUUCAUUUCCCUCACUUAAUUUUUGUUAGUUGCAUUUUAAUCACCCUCUCUCUCUCUCUCUCUCUUCAUGGCUCUCUUUCUCUCUCUUCUUCUCAUUUUCAUGUUCCCUUCUUGCAAUGCUGAUAACCCACCCUCACCUGGAUACUACCCUAGUUCCACAAUUGGUUCAAUAGGGUUUAACCAAGGUUUUAGAAACCUAUGGGGUCCUGAGCAUCAAAAUGUAGACCAAGGAUCUUUAAAAAUUUGGCUUGAUACUAGCUCAGGCAGUGGUUUCAAGUCGCUGAAUUCAUAUCAAUCCGGAUAUUUUGGUACUGCUGUCAAGCUUCAAUCUGGCUAUACUGCAGGAGUGAUUACGUCAUUUUAUCUUUCAAACAAUGAGGAGUAUCCAGGAUACCACGAUGAGAUUGACAUAGAGUUUCUUGGAACGACGCCGGAUAAGCCUUAUGUGUUGCAAACAAACGUGUUUAUUAGAGGAAGUGGGGACGGAAAUAUUAUAGGACGAGAGAUGAGGUUUCACCUUUGGUUCGAUCCCACACAAGAUUUCCACAACUAUGCCAUACUGUGGAACCCUAGUGAGAUCAUAUUCUUUGUCGAUGAUGUCCCAAUUAGAAGGUACCCAAGAAAAAGUGAUGCUACAUUUCCAUUAAGACCUAUGUGGGUCUAUGGAUCCAUAUGGGACGCCUCGUCAUGGGCCACCGAGGGGGGCAUGUACAAGGCAGAUUAUCGAUACCAACCCUUCAUUGGUAGGUAUAGCAAUUUCAAACUCGGUGGGUGCACAAGUGAUGGACCUAGCUCGUGCAAUCCUCCUUCAGGCUCACCAUCUGGCUCGAGCGGUUUGAGUCAACAACAGUAUACGGCCAUGGAAUGGGUCCAGAGGAACUACAAGGUGUAUGACUAUUGUCAGGAUCCAAAGAGAGACCAUAACCAAAUACCAGAGUGUUAGGGUUUUGGUCACAGCACACACAUUGUACUUUGAUUAUAAGACUUAUUUUUGAAAAAAUAUUAACUACUCAGUAUUUUUAUCUCAAAAAUUAUCUCAAAAGUUAUGUCUAUGUUGUAAAUUCAAAAUUGGCAUGCAUAA
Molecule: messenger RNA, 1094 nt
Organism: Camellia sinensis
Lineage: Eukaryota; Viridiplantae; Streptophyta; Magnoliopsida; Ericales; Theaceae
Product: putative xyloglucan endotransglucosylase/hydrolase protein 32
Biological process (GO): cell wall biogenesis; xyloglucan metabolic process
Cellular component (GO): apoplast; cell wall
Molecular function (GO): xyloglucan:xyloglucosyl transferase activity; hydrolase activity, hydrolyzing O-glycosyl compounds
Source: RefSeq, a predicted model, not a curated record